Molecule: messenger RNA, 2087 nt
Organism: Spirodela intermedia
Lineage: Eukaryota; Viridiplantae; Streptophyta; Magnoliopsida; Alismatales; Araceae
Source: the annotation of a GenBank genome assembly
AUGGCGAAGAUUCAGCAGUCUCUCAGUCGGCUUCGGAAUCUAUGCCGGUCCGGAAUCAGAGCACACGUUCUGGCCAUGCUCUUGAUAGCCGUCGUCGUGUUGGGGUUCGAGAACUCGGCGAUCUUCUCUCGAAAAGGCCUCCCGCAUGAUCCUGGGCAGAGCUUCUCGGCGACUGUUUCCUUCCCUCGACCAGGUGAUUCGGAGUACUCCGGCGAAGAGGAUUUCUCUGUUCCCCUUAUCAUCUCAGAACCAGACAAGGAUUCCGGAGCAAACGGCACUGGGGCUCCGGAGAAAGUUAAAAUCUUGAAUAAUUCCUCUCCGGGGACGGAGAAGCUCGAAAUCUCGAAUGGUACCUCCUCGCCGCCGGCGGGUUCUCCCGCUGUGCGAAGGAAGAAGAGGAGAAGUCAACCGCUUGCAGAGAGAAACUCGAAUGGUACCUCCUUUCCUGGCCCGGAGAAGCUCGAAAUCGCCGAUGGUACCUCCUCGCCGCCGGUGGGUUCUCCCGUGAACGAGGGGGCGGCUGUGAGAAAGACAGAGAGAGAAAGUCGACCGCCGCCCAGGAGCGAGGAAACGGAUAGUCGGGACUGCGCGCGCGAGAGGGAUCCUCGGAGGCCGAGGGGAAAUGUCGAGCCUGUGAGGACAAUUCGAGAGAUGAGCGAGAUUCUGAUGAGGAAUCGACGUUCGUCGUGCUCACUGGUACGUAUCCCUUAGACGGAAGAUCAAGAAGAUUCCCAUAAGACUCUACAUCGUCUUACAGUUCGCUGCUACAGAUUCCGCGGUGGUCUUCUCCGGCUGAUCAGCAGAUUCUUCAAGCAAGGAGAGAGAUCCUCAACGCUCCGAUCGUGGAAGACGACCCAGAGCUCUACCCGCUCGUUUACCGAAAUUUCUCGACCUUCAAGAGGUAAAAAAAAAGUCUGCGAGAGGACUGAAAAACCUCGACGACGGCGCCGAUCUGUUCUGAGAACCAGAGGAAUCUUUACUUCUUCAGGAGCUACGAGCUGAUGGAGAAGAUGCUCAAGGUGUACGUCUACAAGGAGGGCAAGAGACCCAUCUUCCACGAGCCUCGUCUCGCGGGGAUCUACGCCGCGGAGGGCUGGUUCAUGAAGCACAUGGAGGGGAAGAACCGCUUCCUCGUCGACGAUCCUUCGAAGGCCCACCUGUUCUAUAUGCCUUUCAGCUCCACCAACCUCCGCAUCAAGCUGUACAUCCCCAACUCCCACAGCAAGGGAAACAUGAUCAACUAUCUCCGGGACUACGUCGCCACCAUCGCCGCCAAGUAUCCCUUCUGGAACAGGACCGGCGGCGCCGACCACUUCUCCGUCGGCUGCCACGACUGGGUAACGCUCGUAAGACCCACCACGGCGGUUCCGCCUCUGUAGCAGAAACUCUAACUCUCUCAUCAACAGGCGUCGAAGCUGACGGCGCUGUCGAUGGGGGACACCAUUAGAGCCGUCUGCAAUGCCGAUAUCGCGGGGGUCUUCGAGCUCGGCAAGGACGUGUCCAUUACGCUGACGCCCGUGCGGAACCCACGGAACCCCCUGCAGAAUGUGGGCGGCAAGCCGGGACGGAAGAGGGACACCCUCGCCUUCUUUGCGGGGCAGACUUCCCACGGCUACGUGCGGCCAUUGCUUCUGCAACAAUGGGGGAAUGGAGACCCCGACAUCAAGGUCUUCGGGUCGCUGCCCAAGGGAGGGAGGACAUACGCCGAGCACAUGAAGAGCAGCAGGUACUGCCUCUGUCCCAGGGGCUAUGAGGUCAACAGCCCCCGAUUGGCGGAGACCUUCUUCUACGAAUGCGUUCCGGUGAUCAUCUCCGACAACUUCGUGCCCCCCUUCUUCGAUGUCCUCAACUGGGAGGCCUUCUCCGUGGUGGUGGCGGUGAAGGACAUCCCCCGGUUGAAGGAGAUCCUCGAGUCCAUCCCCAGAAAGAAGUACCUGGCCCUUCAGACCGGGGUGAAGAAGGUCCAGCGGCACUUUCUCUGGCACAGCAAGCCGGAGAGGUACGACCUCUUCCACACGACCCUCCACUCCAUCUGGUUCAACAGGGUCCUGCAGUUCAGGGACCAGGAGCCGACCGAGGUCUCGUAG